AUGUGCUUUGUCGGAAUGUCUGGUUCCGCUACCUCACCGCGAAAAGGAGUUCGGAAAUCGAUAGGAAAGGCUUGCGAUGAAUGUAGGCGACGAAAGACUAAGUGCAAUGGUGGCUUGCCCUGUGCUAUUUGCAGGAAGUAUGGUGGAACAUGUCACUUCCGAUCUUACGUUCGGCGGCGAAAAAAGGGCAAGGCAUCCUCUUCCCGCGAACAUCAUGUCCCACAGGCGGAGGAAGAUGAAGGAGUCGAAAAAACCUCGGAGGGGACUCAACAACCUCUUUUACCUAGCAUGUUACCCGGCGACGAGCAGUAUGGCGAUCACAUAACAGCUACCGACGACAACAGUUCUCUGACGUCAUCACCUCAACUAUAUUACGGCCCUCCAUCCAAUUUUGCAUUUCUACAACAAAUAUAUCAGCAGCUCAAGCCCAUUGUAAAAGCUCCUUUCAGUAGUACCAACCCUAGAGCGGGUGAUGGUGAUACGGCUCUAGACUGGUUCGGCUAUCGAAGACUGUUUUUUGGGAAUAAGUCUUCUGAUCUUACAUCAAGGAGCUCAACACAGAUGCUGCUUCUGCCGGAACAUCUUGCGAACAGCUUUGUCGACCUUUUUAUAUCAACUCUUGGACCAUUCUUCCCAUUCAUUUCACGGACGCGAAUAGAGGGAAUGCUUCAAAUAUUCUACUCUUUCCCAAAUACCUCGAGCGGUAGCGCUCUAGAGCGCGGUAUCCUUAUGGCUAUUUUAGCUUUAGGAGCGACUUUGACAGAGCACGUGCAAUUAGGGGAAGAUCUAUUUUUAAGAGCAAAGUCUGAAAUGCAUACCAUUGAAGACCUCGUUAAUGUUCAAGCUGUUCAGCUGCCCUUACUAACCUAUGAUUACGCCCACUAUCAAGCAGUAGUUGGACGUAUAAAUUCUGCGUACUUACAUCUCGGCACCGCAGUCCGAAAAGCUCAUGCCGUCGGUCUGCACAGAGCAGCCUCGUCGCUUUCAGUCUCUGAGUUUAAAGAAGAAAGGCUCGAGACAUUCUGGUCUCUGUACUCGUUCGAAUGUAUGACAUCCUUCAGUCUGGGCAGACCGGCGGCCUUGUCCGAGAAUACUAUAUCUUUAGGCUAUCCUACUAAACCAACGUUCUUACGUGCUUGGGUAGAGAUUGCAUCCUUAGCAUCUACAGCGAGUCAUUCUGUCUACAGAUCAGGUGGUAUCCACUUCAAGGCGAACAUUGAAGCCGCUUGGGAUAUACAUCGCAAGUUACAGGCCAUAAAGCUCAGUCUUGAAGACAAGUUGCAAUUUAACUUACAAUCCUCAGCUCAUCCUACUCUUGAACAACUGUUCUCGUCCAAUUUCUACAAUCAUACUCUCAUCCUCACUUUUCGACCAUUCUUGAUCUUUCACAUCAGACAGCAGACUGCUGAAAAAGUGCCGGCUUCGGAGAAUAUUACCCCUCUGUGGCUUCAUAAAGCAUGCCAAGUAGCAGUUUUUGCCGCUCAAGAGCUAAUAGCUUUUGCUAGUAGAGCUGCGAAGGCGAAUUCUUUAAUUAAUAAUUUGAGAUACAACGCUUAUUACAUCGAGAGCGCUUGCUUUGUACUUGUCUGGGAUAUCUUGAGAGAUAAGGAUACCACAGACAAGCACUUUUAUUUUAUCAAAACUGCGCUUCACCAUCUUCGACAGAUGAUAUCCUCGGAGGCCAUUUCAUGCAGUAUUUUCGCUAUUGAGCGGAUGUUGUCUGCAAUAUCACAACCGACAUCCGAGGCUAUAGCAAGUGCUCAUCAAGCCAAAUCUUUACAUUCCGUCCUGGAUAUGGAAAGUCUUGACUCCGAAUUAUUACAACAGCCAUCAACCGAUUGGAUGCUGGACAUCAUAGACUCGCAAUUGAGCGUGGAUGAUGCUGCAUGGGAUUUUAAUUCAUGGCCGCUUGAUCUUGGCCUAUUUGUAUCGUGA
Molecule: messenger RNA, 1935 nt
Organism: Botrytis byssoidea
Lineage: Eukaryota; Fungi; Ascomycota; Leotiomycetes; Helotiales; Sclerotiniaceae
Exons: 4
Coding region: 1-1935 (644 amino acids)
Biological process (GO): DNA-templated transcription; positive regulation of transcription from RNA polymerase II promoter by galactose
Cellular component (GO): nucleus
Molecular function (GO): zinc ion binding; RNA polymerase II cis-regulatory region sequence-specific DNA binding; DNA-binding transcription factor activity, RNA polymerase II-specific
Source: RefSeq, a predicted model, not a curated record